CCUUGAGUUGUUCUUGUAACCAAAAUGGCUCAAAAUUUUUGAAGAAGAAAAGAUGGUCACAGUGCUAAGCAUUGACGGAGGUGGAAUCAGAGGCAUUAUUCCGGGUACGCUUCUUGGUUGUCUCGAGUCCCAGCCCCAGGAAUUGGACGGACCAAAUGCACGAAUUGCGGACUAUUUUGACGUCAUUGCAGGAACAAGCCUUGGAGGGAUGCUAGCCACCAUGCUUACAGCUCCCAACAAGGAUAACAGAUCCAUGUACGAGGCAAAGGAGAUUAUUGGCUUCUACUUAAAGCGCUGUCCCAAGAUUUUCCCUCAGAAAGGGAGCAAGUAUUUCAGGGGCUCACUAGCAAGUUUAAUGGGACCGAAGUACAGUGGGAAAUACCUGAGAAGGAUGAUAAAUCAAGAGCUAAGGGACAUCACCCUAAACCAGACCCUGACCAAUGUUGUUGUACCGGCUUUUGACAUCAGAUUCUUUCAGCCUGUAAUUUUUUCAACUACCGAGGCCAAGGCAGACACUCCGAAGAAUUCAAGGCUAGCGGAUGUAUGCAUAAGCACAUCCGCAGCCCCAACUUUUCUUCCAGCACACUACUUUGAAACCAAGGAUUCUAGUGGCAAGACCCGAAGAUUCAAUCUUAUUGAUGGAGGAGUUGCAGCAAAUAACCCUGUAAGUAUAACUCAAAGGCAGGCUAUUUAUCUAUAUUCCGAAAAAUAAUUGUACUCUUACAGUAUUGUAAGGAUAGGUCCGAGGUACAAGUAAAGGAUUUCUCUGUCA
Messenger RNA from Rubroshorea leprosula, 772 nucleotides. The record is from the annotation of a GenBank genome assembly. Lineage: Eukaryota; Viridiplantae; Streptophyta; Magnoliopsida; Malvales; Dipterocarpaceae.